GAUUGUGUCGUGCAGAACCCGGAAGUGGCGGAGCUCGUUUGUUUUUCUGCGCUUCAACUCACUCCAAACAGCUGCGAAAAAGAGCGAAAAAAGCGCAGACAUGAGCAGCGACAAAUACCCGCGCUGCUCCAUUGAAGAUGACUUUAACUACGGCACAAACGUGGCCACGGCCUCGGUGCAGAUCCGGAUGGACUUCCUGCGUAAAGUCUACAGUCUCCUGAGUCUGCAGCUCAUCCUGACCACAGCCACCUCGGCCCUGUUCAUGUUCUGCCAACCGGUCAAGGAGUUUGUGCACAGCAGCCCCGCCCUGGUCUUGGCCUCCGCUCUCGGGUCGCUGGUUCUACUCCUGGCUCUGUUCGUCUACAGACACCAGCAUCCGGUCAACCUGUACCUGCUGCUCACGUUUACGUUGUUAGAAGCCGUCUCCGUGGCUACGACUGUGACCUUCUACGAUUACUGGACCGUCCUCCAGGCGCUGCUCCUGACCUGUGCCGUGUUCGCCGGACUCACCGCCUUCACCUUCCAGUCCAAGAGAGACUUCAGCAAACUGGGAGCGAGCCUGUUCUCCGGCCUCCUCAUCCUCCUCGUCGCCAGCUGCUUCGGGUUGUUCUUUCAGUCUGACAUCACAGAGCUCUUGUUCUCGAGUUUUGGAGCGUUCUUGUUCUGCGGUUUCAUCGUUUACGACACGUUUCUUCUGAUGAAGCAGCUGUCGCCCGAGGAGCACGUCCUGGCCUCCAUCAACCUGUACCUGGACAUCAUCAACCUGUUCCUCCACGUGCUGCGGAUCCUCGACUCCCUGAAGAAGCACUGAGCGCCUGCAGGGGGCGCUGUGAGCUGCCUGUAAUUAAAGAGGGAGGGUUCUGAUAAAUAGACUUUUUUUUUUUUUAUCCCAUGUUCUAACGCUGUUCCGUCAUCAGAAACAUGCCUGAAGACCCACACAUGUUUGAGUAAUCUAGUGAUCUGUCCCAGGCCCUAUUCAAACCCUCUUUAGUUGGUACGAGGCUCCGCCCACAGGCCUACAUCAUCCAAGCUCCACACAAUUUUCCAUAAGUAUUUGUGUUGUGAUCGUGCUCUGAAGGGGGGGUGACUUAGCGCAGAGAGCAAAGGGAGGGGAGACUCGGAGCAUAAAGUGUCAUAUGUCUGAAUGUUUCGUGAAUGAAAGUGUAAAAUGAGUAAAUAUUGUGAUGUAAAUAUUUUUGGAUUAAUAAUUAUCUGUAGUUAAUUAAAAAACUUCUGACCCUUU
This is a messenger RNA of Periophthalmus magnuspinnatus, 1243 nucleotides long. RefSeq names its product transmembrane BAX inhibitor motif containing 4 (gene tmbim4). Gene Ontology annotation, biological process: negative regulation of apoptotic process. Gene Ontology annotation, cellular component: membrane. The record is from RefSeq and is a predicted model, not a curated record. Lineage: Eukaryota; Metazoa; Chordata; Actinopteri; Gobiiformes; Gobiidae. The transcript is spliced from 7 exons. Bases 101 to 811 code for a protein of 236 amino acids.